GUAGAGUUAGUUGCCACAAGUACAACUUUAAUCUGAGUCGGGGUAUAAGUUAGAUUGUUAAGUAAGAUAUCUAAAUAUAUACUGCAUUUUAUUUAAACUGUCAGCAUGAUUCCUCCGGCCGAUUCUCUGUUGAAAUACGACAACCCAGUCUUGGUGAGCAGGAACACAGAAAAAAAGUCUCCUAAGGCUCGUCCCCUGAAAGUGAGCUCCAUGCAGCCGGCCAUGACCGCCCCGGUACCCCCUCCACCCAAGCCAAAAUCCCCGCCAGGAGAUGCUAACAAGCAGCAAACUGAGGAGAUCCUCAAUGCUAUGCUGCCACCAAGGGAGUGGACAGAGAACAACCAGCUGUGGGUGCAGCAGGUAUCCAGCACACCCUGCACGCGCAUGGAUGUGGUGAAGCUGCAGGAGCUGCUGGACCUGAAGCUGCAGCAGAGGCAGGCCCGGGAGACCGGCAUCUGCCCCGUCCGCAGGGAGCUCUACUCACAGUGCUUCGAUGAGCUCAUCAGACAGGUUACCAUCAACUGCACAGAGAGAGGGCUGCUGUUGCUACGGGUGCGGGAUGAGAUCAGCAUGACCAUUGCUGCCUACCAGACCCUGUACGAGAGCAGCGUGGCUUUUGGCAUGAGGAAGGCGCUGCAGGCUGAACAGGGCAAGUCCGACAUGGAGAAGAAGAUCCAGGCUCUGGAGAGUGAGAAGAAGGACCUGGAAAAGCAGGUGUACGAGCAGAAGGCCAAGAGCGAGGCCAUCGAGAAGAGGGAGACAGAGCGCCGACAGGUGGAGGAGAAGAAGCACGCCGAGGAGAUCCAGUUCCUCAAGCGGACCAAUCAGCAGCUCAAGGCCCAGCUGGAAGGCGUCAUUGCCCCGAAGAAGUGACAACGAACCCUCCUGCUUGGUUUUUGGAUCGUUUCAUACUACUUUUCGUACCAUUUUGUCAUUAAAGUCUUCAUUUAUGGCUUCUUUAUACAUUUUUAUACUGUAAUUCCUCACAAAAAGGCAUGUGAACCAUCCUGCAACUGAGUGGCACUUACUGAAGCUACAUGAAAGCUGUUGUAUGUGCACCACCAUGCAUGUUUGAUCUUUCACAGUAUGGAAGGCCAAGUUUAAACACCAUUU
This is a messenger RNA of Megalops cyprinoides (Indo-Pacific tarpon), 1113 nucleotides long. RefSeq names its product dynein, axonemal, light intermediate chain 1 (gene dnali1). NCBI's taxonomy places the organism in Eukaryota, Metazoa, Chordata, Actinopteri, Elopiformes, Megalopidae. Gene Ontology annotation, molecular function: dynein heavy chain binding. The record is from RefSeq and is a predicted model, not a curated record. Gene Ontology annotation, cellular component: axoneme; filopodium. The transcript has 6 exons. Bases 106 to 873 code for a protein of 255 amino acids.